UAAAAUAUAUUAUAAAAGGAGUAAAGGAGUUAACAAGAAAGAUAAAGAAAAUAAAUAAAAAGAGAGAGAGGCGUACUUGCUCGAUCGCAUUGUGUGCGCGCUUACUACCAAACAAAGAUGGCGGAUAUAGAUUCGAGGGUAGACCGGUCGGAUCCGGAAUUGAGAUACUUGUCAGUGGACAGAAACAGUUUCAAUGAUCCAGCUACCCAGGCGGAAUGGACGCAAAAGAAAUUGGUUUGGGUGCCUCACGAAACUCAGGGCUUCGUUGCCGCCGGUAUCAAAGGCGAACGCGGCGACGAAGUCGAAGUCGAAAUCGCGGAGACCGGCAAACGCGUCCACGUCGCCAAGGAUGACAUCCAAAAGAUGAACCCGCCAAAGUUCGACAAGGUCGAGGAUAUGGCAGAGCUCACGUGCCUCAACGAGGCUUCCGUCCUGCAUAAUCUAAAGGAUCGUUAUUACUCCGGUCUCAUUUACACGUAUUCCGGACUAUUCUGUGUCGUGGUAAAUCCUUACAAAAGAUUGCCAAUUUAUACGGAAAAAAUAAUGGAAAGGUAUAAGGGUAUAAAAAGACACGAGGUACCACCACAUGUUUUCGCCAUCACCGACACGGCCUAUCGUUCAAUGUUACAAGAUCGUGAGGAUCAGUCAAUCUUGUGUACUGGCGAGUCUGGUGCAGGCAAGACCGAGAACACGAAGAAGGUCAUUCAAUAUCUGGCAUAUGUUGCUGCUUCGAAACCCAAGUCCAAUGCGACCCCAAGUCCGGCGUUAAUCAUAAUCCAGGGAACUGGGAAUGUGUCGGACAAGUUUGCGGUAAUUAAUGGAGAACUCGAACAACAACUUCUUCAAGCAAAUCCAAUUUUAGAAGCGUUUGGAAACGCAAAGACUGUGAAGAAUGACAACUCGUCUCGUUUCGGGAAAUUUAUUAGGAUAAAUUUCGAUGCAUCUGGUUAUAUAGCUGGGGCAAACAUUGAGACGUAUCUUUUAGAAAAAUCAAGAGCCAUAAGACAAGCAAAGGAUGAAAGAACAUUUCACAUAUUUUAUCAAUUGCUCGCUGGUGCUUCACCCGAACAAAAAAAGGAAUUUAUAUUGGAAGACCCCAAGCAUUAUCCAUUUUUAUCCAAUGGUAUAUUACCAGUACCUGGAGUUGAUGAUUCCACUGAAUUUUUCUCAACGGUGAAAUCAAUGCACAUUAUGGGCAUGACUAAUGAGGAUUUUUCAUCCAUCUUCCGCAUUGUAUCUGCUGUUAUGCUAUUUGGUUCAAUGCAAUUCAGGCAAGAACGUAAUUCCGAUCAGGCUACAUUACCUGACAAUACGGUAGCGCAAAAGAUUUCACAUUUGUUAGGUCUGAGUGUUACGGAAAUGACAAAAGCUUUCUUAAAGCCUCGAAUCAAAGUUGGUAGAGAUUUUGUAACUAAAGCACAGACAAAGGAACAGGUAGAAUUUGCCGUUGAAGCAAUAUCAAAAGCAUGCUACGAACGAAUGUUUCGUUGGUUAGUUAACAGGAUCAAUAGAUCUUUGGAUAGAACGAAAAGACAAGGUGCCAGUUUUAUUGGUAUAUUGGAUAUGGCUGGUUUUGAAAUAUUCGAAUUAAAUUCAUUCGAACAGCUGUGCAUUAAUUACACGAACGAAAAGUUACAACAAUUGUUUAAUCAUACAAUGUUCAUUCUUGAACAAGAGGAGUAUCAACGAGAAGGUAUCGAAUGGAAAUUCAUCGAUUUUGGACUUGAUCUUCAACCUACGAUCGAUUUGAUCGAUAAACCAAUGGGAAUUAUGGCUUUGUUGGAUGAAGAAUGUUGGUUCCCCAAAGCAACUGAUAAAACAUUCGUCGAGAAGUUGGUUGGUGCGCACAGCGUGCAUCCCAAAUUUAUGAAAACAGAUUUUCGCGGUGUCGCUGAUUUUGCUAUAAUACAUUAUGCCGGUAAAGUUGAUUAUUCGGCUGCAAAAUGGCUAAUGAAAAACAUGGAUCCGUUGAACGAGAACGUGGUUAGCCUUUUACAGGCAUCACAGGAUCCAUUCGUUUGUCAUAUUUGGAAAGAUGCUGAAAUUGUAGGAAUGGCGCAACAAGCACUAACUGAUACCCAAUUUGGUGCAAGGACUAGAAAAGGCAUGUUUAGAACUGUAUCUCAACUGUAUAAAGAGCAAUUGGCUAAAUUAAUGUUAACCUUGAAGAAUACCAAUCCAAACUUCGUCAGGUGUAUUAUUCCAAAUCAUGAGAAAAGAGCUGGCAAAAUCGAUGCACCUUUGGUGUUGGAUCAAUUACGAUGUAAUGGUGUGUUAGAAGGAAUACGUAUAUGUAGACAAGGUUUUCCAAAUAGAAUUCCAUUCCAGGAGUUUAGACAACGUUACGAAUUACUCACACCAAACGUUAUUCCAAAAGGUUUUAUGGAUGGGAAGAAGGCUUGCGAGAAAAUGAUUCAAGCAUUAGAAUUGGAUCCUAACCUAUAUCGUGUUGGUCAGUCAAAAAUUUUCUUCCGUGCCGGUGUUUUGGCUCAUUUGGAAGAAGAAAGAGAUUACAAGAUAACCGAUUUGAUCGUCAACUUCCAAGCAUUCUGUCGUGGUUUCUUAGCACGUCGCAAUUAUCAAAAACGUUUGCAACAAUUGAACGCCAUUCGUAUUAUACAAAGGAAUUGUGCUGCUUACUUGAAGCUUCGUAAUUGGCAAUGGUGGAGACUUUACACGAAAGUAAAACCAUUGUUAGAGGUAACGAAACAAGAAGAAAAACUUACUCAAAAGGAAGACGAAUUGAAACAAGUUCGUGAUAAACUUGAAUUACAAUUACACUCGGCGCAAGAAUAUGAACGAAAGUAUCAACAAGCAAUUGAAGAGAAAACUAUGUUGGCAGAACAAUUGCAAGCUGAGGUUGAACUUUGUGCCGAGGCGGAAGAAAUGCGUGCGAGAUUGGCUGCACGUAAACAAGAAUUGGAAGAAAUAUUGCAUGAUUUGGAGGCACGUAUCGAAGAGGAGGAAGAAAGGAGUGCUGCCCUGACACAAGAGAAAAAGAAAUUACAAUUGAACAUAAGCGACUUGGAAGAACAAUUGGAAGAGGAGGAAGCUGCUAGGCAAAAACUUCAAUUGGAAAAGGUACAGUGCGAUGCUAAACUUAAAAAACUUGAAGAAGAUCUUGCACUUUCGGAUGAUACUAAUCAAAAGCUAUUGAAAGAGAAAAAAAUUCUUGAGGAACGUGCCAAUGAUUUAUCACAAACAUUGGCUGAAGAGGAAGAGAAAGCUAAACAUUUGUCAAAGUUGAAAGCAAAACACGAAGCGACCAUUGCUGAUCUUGAGGAAAGGUUGCUCAAGGAUCAUCAACAACGACAAGAAGUUGAUAGAUCAAAGAGAAAAGUCGAAACUGAAGUAUCGGAUUUGAAGGAACAACUUUCCGAAAGAAAAACUCAAGUCGAAGAAUUGCAAUUGCAAUUGGGAAAACGUGAAGAGGAAUUGAAUCAAGUUAUGGCAAAGAUGGACGAGGAAGGUGCGGCCAAAGCACAGGCUCAAAAAGCCUUGAGAGAAUUGGAAUCGCAAUUGGCUGAAUUGCAGGAAGAUUUGGAAGCUGAAAAGGCGGCGCGUAGUAAAGCGGAAAAAUUGAAACGAGACUUGAACGAGGAAUUGGAAGCUUUGAAAAAUGAAUUGUUGGAUUCGUUGGAUACUACAGCGGCUCAGCAAGAAUUGAGAAGUAAACGAGAACAAGAAUUGGCUACUUUGAAGAAAAAUCUUGAAGAAGAAACUUCGGUACACGAGGCUACGUUAUCUGACAUGCGUCACAAACACACGCAAGAAUUAACUGCUUUGAACGAACAGAUGGAUGCCUUGAAAAAGACUAAAGCUGCUUUAGAAAAAGCAAAGGGUUCGCUUGAAGCUGAAAAUGCAGAUUUAGCAACCGAAUUGAGAUCAAUUAGUGCAAGCAGACAAGAAUCUGAUCGUCGUCGUAAACAAGCGGAACAACAGUUAGCCGACGUUAGUGCCAAAUUAGGUGAAGUUGAAAGAAACAAACAAGAAUUGGCAGAAAAGGUAACGAAACUUCAACAGGAGGCUGAAAGCGUGAUGCAACAAUUAGAAGCUGCGGAAUUGAAAGCAUCGGCUGCGUUGAAAGCAUCGGCAACGUGCGAGUCGCAAUUUACAGAACUUCAGCAACAAUUGGAGGAAGAGACCAGACAAAAAUUGGCGUUAAGCUCGAAACUUCGUGCGGUUGAAAGUGAGAAGGAAAGUUUACACGAACAAUUGGAAGAAGAAGAGGAAGCUAAACGUGGUUUGGAAAAGCAAGUUUUAAAUUUGAACGCUCAGUUGGUCGAAGUUAAGAAACGUGCCGAGGAAGAGGCAGAAGCAGCGGCAGCUUUGGAAGAAAGUAGAAAACGUUGCACGAAAGAUAUCGAAGCUCUUCAAAGACAAGUAGAAGAAUUGCAAGCGGCUAACGACAAAUUAGAUAAAUCAAAGAAGAAGAUACAAGCGGAAUUGGAAGACAGUAUCAUAGAAUUGGAAGUGCAACGUGCCAAAGUAUUGGAAUUGGAAAAGAAACAGAAGAAUUUCGACAAGGUGCUUGCGGAAGAGAAAGCUGUAUCAGAACAAUAUGCGGAACAGAGAGACAACGCGGAAAGAGAAGCCCGAGAAAAGGAAACCAGGGUCCUUUCGUUAACGCGCGAAUUGGACGAACUCAACGAGAAGGUUGAAGAAUUGGAAAGAGGUCGUCGUGGACUUCAAUCGGAAUUAGACGAAUUGGUGAACAAUCAAGGUACCGCUGAUAAAAACGUACACGAAUUGGAAAAAGCCAAACGCGCAUUGGAAUCCCAAUUAGCUGAACAAAAAUCUCAAGUUGAAGAACUGGAAGACGAGUUGCAAUUCACGGAAGAUGCCAAAUUAAGAUUGGAAGUGAACAUGCAAGCAUUGCGUGCACAAUUCGAGAGAGAUCUUCUAGCGAAGGAAGAACAAGCGGAAGAGAAACGUCGAGGAUUGGUCAAACAAUUGCGCGAUCUUGAAGCUGAGUUGGAGGAUGAAAGGAAACAACGAGCAGCUGCGAUAGCUCAACGUAAAAAAAUGGAGAGCGAUUAUAAGGACAUGGAACAACAAUUAGAGAUUCAUAAUAAAGUAAAAGAAGAUGCGUUGAAACAAUUGAAAAAAUUGCAAGCACAAAUAAAGGAUUAUACCAGAGAAAUAGAAGAAUUCAGAGCUGCUAGAGACGAAUUGGCGGCCGGUGCGAAAGAAUCCGAAAGAAAAGUUAAGAGUCUUGAAGCUGAUUUGAUGCAGUUGACGGAAGAUUUCGCUAACAGCGAACGUGCCAGACGAGCGGCCGAAAAUGAGAGAGACGAACUUCAAGAGGAAGUUAAUAAUAACGCCAAUAAAGGAACAUUGAUGUUAGACGAGAAACGUAGACUCGAAGCAAGAAUUGCUACUUUGGAAGAGGAAUUGGAAGAGGAACAAUCCAUUUCAGAGGUAGCAGUGGAUCGUGCGAGAAAGGGACAGAUCACGAUAGAACAAUUGUCCACCGAUUUAGCUACCGAACGAUCUACGACGCAGAAACUCGAAUCUCACAGAAUGUUAUUGGAAAGACAAAACAAGGAAUUGAAGGCUAAACUUGCCGAAUUGGAAACUGCUCAACGUGCUAAGACAAAAGCUACGAUACAACAAUUGGAAUCUAAGAUCAAUAACUUAGACGAACAAUUGGAAACCGAAGCUAAGGAAAGGUUUGCUCAACAAAAGAUCAAUCGUAAAUUGGAAAAGAAAUUGAAAGAAAUGAGUUUACAAUUGGAGGAUGAGAGGAGAAACGCUGAUCAAUAUAAGGAACAGGUGGAAAAAGUAAAUGCUAGAAUGAAGACACUUAAGAGACAAUUAGACGAAGCGGAAGAGGAAAUCAGUAGACAUAAGGCUAUGAAACGAAAAGCUCAAAGAGAGAUGGAUGAUAUGCUGGAAUCUCAAGAGGAACUUACGCGUGAAGUAGCAAAUCUGAAGAACAAAUUGAGGCGUGGUGGACCUACCAUAACUUUGAGUUCGAGGCUAAAACGUGGAUCUGUACAAACUGGAGGCUCCGGUGAUGAUUCGACUACGCAAGACGAAAGUAUCGAUGGCGAAGAAAAUACUAAUUGAUGAAGUACUGCAAAUCUUUUCAAAUGUGCAAGAAACGAGGAAAACAACAACAACAACAGCAACAACAACAACAACAACAACAACAAUCAUCCAACG
Messenger RNA from Polistes dominula (European paper wasp), 6168 nucleotides. It is a transcript of the gene zip, whose product is annotated as myosin heavy chain 10. Gene Ontology annotation, cellular component: myosin filament; cytoplasm; myosin II complex. The record is from RefSeq and is a predicted model, not a curated record. Lineage: Eukaryota; Metazoa; Arthropoda; Insecta; Hymenoptera; Vespidae. Gene Ontology annotation, molecular function: actin filament binding; ATP binding; microfilament motor activity.